UUUGAAGUUGAACUCAUCAAGUUUAUACCAGAAUGAAGGUAUUCGUCGCCCUUUUCGCCUUGGUGUUGGCAGUCGCUGCUGAACCCUCCUAUCUGCCUACAUCCGUUGUGUCCCAUCAGGUUCCCGUGAGCACCUCAGUUUGGCCACCAUACGGAGUGUAUGGAAAGGGAGCGGCAGUCCUUCCAUCGGUCGUGCUGGACAAGUACUCCGGAUACCCGGCGGUGGCAGGAGCUUAUGGAAACUGGGGAUGGCCAUCGGUUUACGGAAACCAGUGGGGUUAUUCUGCUCCAGUUUUGACCACCGGAACCGCCAAGAUUGUCAACAAUGGCCUCUGGAACAACUAUGCUUACGGAGGAUAUGGCUACGGAAAUGGCCUGGCCUACAAGAACAACUACUUGUGGUGAAUGUUGAAACUGAGAA
Uranotaenia lowii is the source of this 420-nucleotide messenger RNA. RefSeq lists its product as uncharacterized. The transcript is spliced from 2 exons. The coding region runs from base 33 to 404 and encodes 123 amino acids. The record is from RefSeq and is a predicted model, not a curated record. NCBI's taxonomy places the organism in Eukaryota, Metazoa, Arthropoda, Insecta, Diptera, Culicidae.